This is a messenger RNA of Neurospora tetraspora, 4399 nucleotides long. Its product is annotated as Urb2/Npa2 family-domain-containing protein. Gene Ontology annotation, cellular component: nucleolus. The record is from RefSeq and is a predicted model, not a curated record. The transcript is spliced from 3 exons. Gene Ontology annotation, biological process: ribosome biogenesis. Bases 107 to 4276 code for a protein of 1389 amino acids. Lineage: Eukaryota; Fungi; Ascomycota; Sordariomycetes; Sordariales; Sordariaceae.
CAGUAACACAGCUACACCUUCCACUAACACUUUGUCAACCAUCACUCUUUCUCUGUUUGUCGCAACAUGCAUUUUGGCUUUUAAGAUACCCAAUUUCUACUUCAAAAUGGGUGUAAAGAACAGUGAGGCUCGGACAGGCGAGGUCGCCCUCAUCAAGACCAUCCGCGCACUCGACGACGGUAGCUUCGACACUAUCGGCCAAAGACUCGAGACAGUAUGGAACACAUUAUCGAAACACAGGGGAGGUAGCUUCCAUGCUGCCGAGGAAAUGCUGCUGCGAUGGCUCCUCAAGAACAUGUCUGGAUCCGCCACCAUCAACGACCAAGUCCGACGCUUUCCCCUAUCCUGGAACAUCAUGGGCGCAGUCUUCGCCUGGAUCCCGCUUUUCUCCCUAGCAAAGUCGCUUGCCGAUCGACGAUUCAUUGCUGUCCUGCAACAGACACUCAAGGACAUCUCGACGCCACAGAGGCAGGCCGCGCAGGGCAAGAAGGGAGACUCAGACGUUGAGAUGAAGGACGCCACAUCAGAUGAGACUACGCAGAAGUCGAGGAAACGAAAACGGACGACAGCCGCGAAAUUCGAUCUUACAAGUCAACAACAAGUCGCAGGAUGCCUUCAAACCGCCGAGGCUGUCUUCGAAGCUCUCCGAAUCCUUCUAUCACGAUGCGACAUCAAGUCAACUGACGGGAUGCCAAGUAACCGUAUGGGUGCCGAACACAUCAAGUCGCUCUUCUCUUCCUCUGCUUCGGAUGUUAUGCAGAUGCUGGUCCCAGUCCUUUCCAUCUGCAACUUUGCCGCGGAAAGUGACGAGCUUGAGUCAUCGAAGGAACAAAGCACAUGGAUGUCCACUUUCUACACCCUCUGGGACCUCCACCUCCAAGGUCCCGAAGAUGCUUCGGCCGUCGCUGUCUCGCUGUCUGGCCUGGGCGGCCAUCUCCUCAGCAAAUUGACGGCCACACCGCGCCACCCAUCCCUUAUUAUCGACACCACCAUACAAGAGCAAUGGGCUCGGGACCUCCGUCGCUUCCUCACACGAAACAUGAUCCUCCCUGCACGAGCGGCUUUCCUGAACAACCGGGCUCAGGAUAUCAUCCAAGUCGCUACCCAGAUGUCCUCCGACUUCGCCUCUACCAACUACCCUGUUCUCUUCGACCUUGUCACUAGGGCACCGCGUGUGCUAAGCGAAAAGGCGACAAAGAAAGAUUAUGAGGAAUGGAUACAGGCUGUCUUUGAUGGGAUCAUGGCAGCUUUGAAGGGUGCCGACGCCAGCAAGAGCCAACCUGCUGUUGAAGCUGUCCUGGAAAUGGCGGCAGACCAGCAGCUCCCUCUAUCAGCUGAGAGCUUGCGCUCCGUGUGCAAGGCAUAUGGGCUUCAAGGGAACAAGCUCAACUGGAAGCUGCACCUUUCCAUUGCCAAGCUUAACCCGGAUGUGUUCUUGGUUACGCAAGAAGGACAGGUGCUUCUUGACCAGGCUCUCGCGCACACUUUCUGCACUAGGGAGAAGGAGGCGGAUAAGUUCGACAAGGCGACCGAGUUCCUCAUCCACCUAGUCAAUGGCCAUGCUCGGGCUCGUGACCUGCAAGGAUUCAUCAAGACAUGGCUCACCUACCUUGAUAAGAACGAGCCGAGCGGGUUCCCUUGGUCAAGUAGUCAACUGGCGAAUGCCGUGGCGAAAACCGCUGAACAGUCUAUUACUGUCGGCCAGUUGGUGGAUAUUCUCAACGGGGUCGAUGAGCAAAAGACGAAACAAAAGGGUGUCAAGAUGGUCAUUCUUGCGGCUAUCGCAAACGGACUCUCCCUGGAAGCAUACAUAGAUGCUGCCAACAUGCGCACGUUCGAAAUCGUCUCCAAGGAGAAGUUCGAGAAGAAGGAGAAGUCCGUCAUCUCUACCGCUCGGUGGACUGUUGCUGAAAAAGCCAUCAGCCGGGCGACGGUAGCAGAUGCCAAGUCUGUCUGGGGAAGCGUUCACUCGGACCUGAAGUCUACGCUCAAGCGUUCAGAAACAUAUUCCCCAGAGGCUUUCGCUGCCUUCAGGUGUUGUGCGGCCGCUUGGGUGAAGCUUGUUGAUGAUGAAGAUGCAGCCUCUCUUACUAGCUCGUUUGUUGACAAGCUAGACAAGAAGGAUGAUACCAAGGGUACCUCCAAGGCCAACGAGAGCUCUGUUAGCAAGAGCUCCUACACGACUUGGAUCCUUGAAGGAUGCCCUCACCUGGUCAGCCUUUUGACAAAGAGGCAAUCCGUUUUCCCACCAACACUGAUCAAUGCCCUUACUCCUUCUGAAAAGGACGAAAGCCGGACUCUGGAUAGCGUUCAGGCUUUGGCCCAGCAGAUUCUGGAGAACCAGAACAUUGUCGGUAACGAGAAGGUUAUUGGUGGGUUGGUUGAUAAGACCAUUACGUUGAUCGAGACCCCCAAGGACUCGGAGUCUUUGAUCGUGGCGAGAGGCGCGAUACAGCUUCUGCUUGAGGUGCCUAUGGAGGCAUUGACCAGACAACAGAGAGAAUCCGCUAUGAAGAGGCUGGUGUCUCAGGCCAAGAAGGUUGUGGACAAGCCUAAGCACGUUGAUGCUCAGUAUUGGUCGCUUGUGCUGAGCUUGAUGACCAAGCUUAUGUCCAAGCCCACGUUCUACGAGGAUAUGAAGUUCGAUGACCUGGAGACCACUGGCAGGUGUAUCCGGAAGAUCUACAAGAAGUCCGAAGAAAAGGGGUCAACGGAGACAAUCCUCCAAGAGCGGGAGUAUUACCGUCUCUUGGAGGCGUUGGCUACGUCAACCAUACGGCAAAUGUGUGUUGCCAACCCCGAGGAGCGUGAAAAGGCUUAUAUCGCUAAUGCCUUGACCGUGCUCAAGUCUGAAUGUGAAGAGGCCUACAUCGCGCCGCGCCUCGUGUUGCUGCGUGUAUUCAUCUCUGUGGCCAAGGAGAACGAAAAGACCAAGGGUGAAGCAGACUCUCUUGACCUGCUUUCUACGGUCAAGCCCAUCAUCACGUCCAAGAAGUGGCGUGGAAAGCGGCUACUGCCCUUGCUGUUGGCUUUGGAAGCCACAAACGUCCUAGAGCCCAAGGCUGUCAAGAAGUUCUCUUCUGCGGUUGAUACGCUGCUCAAGGCUAGCAACUGGCUCCUUGAACAUGGCUACCAAGCUGGUUGGGAAGUUCGCACCUUCAUCGCUAAGUACUUCAGGGAAGAGCUGGGCGCACCUCUUAAGAUUGCCACCGACGCUCAACCGACAGCCGAUGACAGUGAGGAAGAGGGCAAUGACACUGAGAAGCCAGGCUCGGUGGCCGGAGCCUUUGAGAAGCUCUCAGUGCUGGAGUACGUCGAUGUGGUAGUCAACAGCGUCGACGAAGACACCAAGCUCGGCUAUCUCAAGGAGCUCCUCCUCGUGGAAAGCGAGACCUCUGACGCCAGCAGUCGUCUCCUUAUCGUGGAGAGGCUGAUCCAGCACAUCAGCGGUACUCGCCCACCUGUUCGCGAUGACCCCUCGCAGGGGCAGUUCGACCUAGCCCACGCCCACACCCUUCUCUGCAGCCGGCUCUCCCACGCAACCGCCUCCCCAGCACAGUUCAUCCAGAUCGCCAAGAUCGUCCACCUCCUCCUCGACAAGAAGGCCAACUGCAUGAUACAAUGGAACGUCGACUCGACCCUCAGCGCCGUGUCCGCCAUUGCCUCCGACGCCUCGUCUACCACCAUGCUCACCACCCACCCCAAGACCUACGAAUCCCUCUGCCACCUCGUCGAGAUCGUCAUCAAGCGCCACAGAAAGCGUCUAGACGGACACUUCCACAUCUUGAUUCCCGCCCUGCAAUCCCUCCUCCGCCGACUCAUCUCUUCCACCUCCUCCACCUCCACCGCCCCUUCGCUUUUUUCGGAGUCAACAAAGGAACACCACGCCAAGCUUUUGUCGAGGCUCUUGACACUCAUCACCGAACCAACCGUUGCUUCUGUCUCUUCUUCUUCCCGCUCUAACGCCGCCAAGGACCAAGAGCACCACAACCACCAACACCAACAACCUCUCGACAGCGAAAAGGACAAAGCCAAGCGCUACGCCGGCCAGCACAUGUACCUGGUGCUGAUGGCGUACGUGAAGCUGCAGCUGGAGUUUGUGGUCCCGCUGGUGGUCAGGCAGCAGCUGGAGACGGGCAUGUUUAGUAUUGUGGACAUCACGCCGGCGGAGGGGGAGUUGAGGAUCAUGAAUGAUGGGAUGGAUCCUAGCGGACGGGUGAUUUUCAGGGAGAUGUAUAAACGGUGGGAGAGGUUUGGGAAGUGGUCGGGUGUGUAAUCAAUCGGUUUUGGAAAGGUGUUGUUGGGAUGGGAUGGGAUGUUGUAUCGUAUUGUACUGUAUUUUGUGUAUAUAUAUGGAAAAGAUACCAAUUUUUACUGUUUUAAAACCCUACCUCGGAAU